Messenger RNA from Trichosurus vulpecula (common brushtail), 1451 nucleotides. It is a transcript of the gene CDK6, whose product is annotated as cyclin dependent kinase 6. Bases 281 to 1261 code for a protein of 326 amino acids. Gene Ontology annotation, cellular component: cyclin-dependent protein kinase holoenzyme complex; cytoplasm; nucleus. Gene Ontology annotation, biological process: signal transduction; cell dedifferentiation; regulation of gene expression. The transcript has 7 exons. Lineage: Eukaryota; Metazoa; Chordata; Mammalia; Diprotodontia; Phalangeridae. Gene Ontology annotation, molecular function: ATP binding; cyclin-dependent protein serine/threonine kinase activity; cyclin binding. The record is from RefSeq and is a predicted model, not a curated record.
AAGGAGUGUGUGCAGCAGCAACCCAGAGAGUGCGAGAGGGAGAGCGGAGGAGGAGGAGCAGCAGCGGGAGGAGGAGGUGGCGGCCGCCGCGUCCGUCCGGUAGCGGCGGCGGCGGCGGCAGAGGCAGCAGCGACAGAGGCAGCAGCAGCAGCAGCGGGAGCCCGGGCGGCAGCGGCAGCAGCACCAGCACGACCCCCGUUCUCCACCGCCUCCUUCUCGUCCUCCUCCUCCGCCCGGGGCAGCACCGGCCCGGCGUCCCGGCCGCGGCGGCGGCGGCGGCAUGGACAAGGACGGCCUGAGCCGGGCUGACCAGCAGUACGAGUGCGUGGCCGAGAUCGGCGAGGGCGCCUACGGGAAGGUGUUCAAGGCCCGGGACCUGAAGAACGGAGGCCGUUUCGUGGCGCUCAAGCGCGUGCGGGUGCAGACCGGGGAGGAGGGCAUGCCGCUCUCCACCAUCCGCGAGGUGGCGGUGUUGAGGCACCUGGAGACCUUCGAGCACCCCAACGUGGUCAGGUUGUUUGAUGUGUGCACAGUCUCACGAACAGACAGAGAAACCAAGCUUACGCUAGUGUUCGAACAUGUUGAUCAAGACUUGACCACCUAUUUGGAUAAAGUUCCAGAUCCAGGAGUACCCACGGAAACGAUCAAGGACAUGAUGUUUCAGCUGCUCCGAGGUCUGGAUUUUCUUCAUUCGCACCGAGUAGUACACCGAGAUCUCAAACCACAGAAUAUCCUUGUCACCAGCAAUGGACAGAUCAAACUGGCCGAUUUUGGGCUUGCACGGAUCUACAGUUUUCAGAUGGCUCUCACCUCAGUGGUUGUCACUUUGUGGUACAGAGCACCUGAAGUCUUGCUUCAGUCCAGUUAUGCCACACCAGUGGACCUAUGGAGUGUUGGCUGCAUAUUUGCAGAAAUGUUUCGUCGAAAGCCUCUUUUUCGUGGAAGUUCAGAUGUUGAUCAACUAGGAAAAAUCUUGGAUGUCAUUGGACUUCCGGGGGAAGAAGACUGGCCAAACGACGUGGCCCUUCCUAGGCAGGCUUUUAAUGCAAAAUCUCCCCAACCAAUUGAAAAGUUUGUAACAGAUAUCGAUGAACUAGGCAAAGACUUACUUAUGAAAUGCUUGACAUUCAACCCAGCAAAAAGAAUCUCGGCUUGUGGUGCAUUGUCUCACCCGUAUUUCCAUGAUGUAGAGAAGCCUCAUGAGAAUGUGGACCCUCGGACAUCCCCCAGCCAAAGCAGCAGUGAGGGGAACAGCGCUUGAGGCAAUCAGCCCUCCCUGGAGGUGAACUGAUGACUGAGGAAUCCACCCCCUGGGGGAGGCAGAGCAGCCACCAAUAACAUCUGGGCUUCUGGAGAGUCAACCUCUCUCUUCUGGAUGGCUAUUUGUUUCUCCCAGGAGACUGGCGGAGUUUACUGUUUCCAAAUCAAUGCAAAAGCAAUUUUGAGCUUGA